AUGUCCUUUCUCCAGCCGCGGACGGAGCACCGCUUCGAUCCCCGUGAACCGCAUCCCGAGCUGGAGGGCGUAGACAUUGGCCAUCUCCAACACACCGACUGGGAGAACAACAGCGACCCUUUCGGCAUGUACACCUCCAAAGGCCUGCCUCCCCCGCCGGUGGUGUCCGCCCAUCAUGUUCGCCGUCAGGCCAAGGAGAGAGUAUCCAGCAUCAUGGCCAACUACCGCCUGCUGCGGGCCAUAGUGGAGCGUCACGAGGAAAAGAUCCAGAAGCGAUGGGAGAAGAAGACCAAGGCCCAGCGGCUGGCCAUCUUGCUUCAGCAGUGGCCCGAAAUGCCCAAGGACCACCGCCCCGAGUUUGCCGCCUUUCGUAAACACCCCCAGCUGUUGCACCAGGCGGCGGCCCGGUAUUCAGGCUCCUUCAGAUGGCCCUACAUCAACCAAGAGGACCUGGCCAAGCCCAGGACACUGCCUUUCCUCCUCAGCUCCCGAGGCCGGAACCAUCCCAGCGUUUUCGCCGCAGCCGACGGGGAUUCGAUGCAUCUGGGCAAGGUGACCAUGGUCAUUGUCCCCGUCUUUCUCAACUGUUACAUCAUGCUGCUGAACGGCAUGACCCGGGACGACGACUACGGCAGGGUCGUGGGCUUUGAGGAACAUCCAGACGCCUUCUAUUGGAUGACUACGCGUAAGCAGUUCCUUCCCGGGGAAGGCCUGGUUAUUCUCGAAGCCCAGGACCGGCUGCUUGCCUUUCUCGUUUCUUGCUGUAAGCAGAUACUGCACGAGAUUCCGCCCGGCGAGCUGACCGGGGACAAGCAUCCGAUACUGCCAGAGCCAUGCGCCAAAGCAAACGCCCAUGUCGGCGGCCUCGCUUCCCUGGCCACCUUGGCUCAGGAGGCGCCGUAUCGGGUUCCCGCGAGGCUUGAUCUGGAAAAGAUUGAGUCGCUGCUGGCUGCGCGCGCUUCGCGUGCCGAAGAGCAUCUGUGGGCUCUGCGGGAAGAUCCGAGCUACUUUGCCGAGCAGCUGAUUGAGAUGCGGGAACACAGGCAAGAGAUGCUGAAGGACACUCAAGGCAGCCUUCACCCGACAAUGAAGCUCCCGAGGCAGGGACUUUUAUGGGCUCGCGUCAUAGGUGACGUGAUUCUCCAGGCGACCCUCCAGCUGGAGUUCUUUUCCGAGCUGCACGGCCAGGCUCGUAAGCUCAGGAUUCUUCACAGGAAAUACGAGCGCGAGAUAUCCCCGCUUCGAGAUCUGCCAGAGGAGUUCCUCGGCGCCCUGCUCAAGUUCCGGCAUUACCUGAACCAGGUGACAAAGGGGCCGCUCAACCUGCUGAAGCAGUCUGUCGUGGCUUCGCCGCCAAUGAGGCAAUUCUUCGUCCGGGAGGUGCCCGAGUCAUCAAGCUCGUCCAAGAUCACGGUCACGGGGAAACCCGGGGUGAAGUUGGACAAAACCACGUCGCAUUUGAUCUGGUUGCUGCGGACCCUGUGGGAAGACGGCUACAACCUGUUCAUCUGUCGCUUGCCCACCUUGGUGGACGAGCUCGACCGGUUGAUGCAAGCGGACCAAAAGGCCCGGGACUUGAUAUCUCCCUACGUCGCCAUGCUGGUGGGCGACCUUGCCGUAACGGGCGAGUGUCUCAGGCAGCUGGACAUUUACCAGCCCUGGGCCAACAACUUUGAAGCCGCCCUGUGCGACAGGGAAAAAGACAUCAAGGCCGAGUUUGCAGAACGCACCAAGCUCAUGGCUCAGGUCAUGGACACCCUCCGCGAGGAGAAGCUGCUCCGGCUCAGCCCCUUUGGCGAUCCGUCAGACAACAAGUUUGACUAUCCAGUGGGCAGGCGGCGGAACAAGGAGAACACGGAGAAGCUCCGCGCGGCGGAGGCUAAUCUGGAUGCCUUCUGGCGCAAGUUCGACGAAACGUUGUACGCCAAGCUCGGCAGCCUGGAGGGCACCUCGCUCGGGCACGUCCUCUCCAAAGCGUGGCCCCUGCAGCGAACGCCGCCCUGGGCCGAGCCGGCUGCCGUCAAGGCCGACGAGCCAGGCAAGGACUCUCGCACAAGCCCGGAGGCACCCGCGAAACCCUUUUCCACACUGUUCAUCGGCCACGAGGAGCCCUCUCCUCGCAAGGAACUGCCAGCCGAAAGGGAGGCCAGGCGCAAGGUCAAGACACGCGGAGCAGCUCAGACGUGCCCGGCGCCGACUGCGGACGCAGCAGCCCUCGCGACGCCCUUUGCCGAGGCGCGGCCGACUCGUGAGCCCGUCCUUUGGGUAGACUCUCGCUCCCUCAAGGUGUUCCGCAUCGUCUUCUUCGACCCCACUGCCAACACGACCCCCGGCGAAGUGGCGUGGACCGAUUUCCUCCACGCGAUGAACCAUGCCGGAUUCAGUGCGCGAAAGCUGUACGGGUCGGUGUGGCACUUCCAGCCGACCGUGCUGGAUGUCGAGAGAAGCAUCCAGUUCCACGAGCCGCACCCCCGGGGCAAGAUUCCGUUUCUGAUUGCACGGCGGCACGGGAGGAGGCUGCACAGGGCGUACGGGUGGACUGAUAGGACGUUUGCGUUGAAGGCGAAAGAUGAUACGCACGGCGGCUGA
Molecule: messenger RNA, 2589 nt
Organism: Ustilaginoidea virens
Lineage: Eukaryota; Fungi; Ascomycota; Sordariomycetes; Hypocreales; Clavicipitaceae
Exons: 1
Coding region: 1-2589 (862 amino acids)
Source: RefSeq, a predicted model, not a curated record